Molecule: messenger RNA, 753 nt
Organism: Olea europaea var. sylvestris
Lineage: Eukaryota; Viridiplantae; Streptophyta; Magnoliopsida; Lamiales; Oleaceae
Exons: 2
Coding region: 120-554 (144 amino acids)
Source: RefSeq, a predicted model, not a curated record
AAUGGGGCUAAGUAGCGGUACGGAGGGAUUUAAUUAACUCAACUGGACUCGUAUCUAUUUGAAGUCUUCCAAGGAUAACUGGCCGGCGGCCUAGAGGCAGGAGCAAUUGGCCAUUCCCGAUGACGAGUAUGGCCCUAUACAACCCUGUCUCGUGUUCCACACCACUCCAUUUCACCCACAAUUACAAGAAAACAGCGCCACCACUUACCUUAUCGCUCAUCGGCCGCCCCACUGACCAAAAUCUCAAAUUGGGUUGCCGGAAUACUAGCAGCAGAAGAAGAAUUUCGGGGGUUACACGGGCAGGGCCCAGCACCAGCAGCUACAUAUUCGCCUUUGUCUUGCCUCUCUCUCUCUUGGCGGUCACCAUCUUCACUUCUAAUAGAAUUGCUGACAAGCUCGACCAGAAGUUCCUCGAAGAGGUCGCAAUAAACGAAGCUAUACUAGAAGCAGAAGAAGAUGAUGAUGAAGAAGUUAACAUUCCUUCAGAAAAGGAAUCUGCACCACCACGCAUCCGCAAUCGGCCCAAGCGUAAAGUUGAGCCAUCAUCUACAUAAGUUUGUUUUUGGCUUGGGACUUGAAAAGAAUGGAGAACAAGCAUUUGUAAGACAAGUUCUGUAAUUCCUUACCUCUAGACUUGUACAUUCUAUGACUUAGCUGUUUCUACUAUCGUAUAUAUUUAUUUUUUAAAGAUACUUCGAGAAAUAAUGCCACGAGUAGUUAUCUAAGAAGUAUCAGUUCAUCUCUUCAUCAUCU